AUGAUCUCGGACCAUCGAAUGGGCAAGGCAUCGAGGCGUGCUUACGCAGCCAACGGGGGAAAAUUGGGCGGCACUCCGGAGUCGCGGUUUGCAUUGUACGCGGCCUUAUUGCUUUGCGAAGAGAAGAGGGGAGGGGGCGGCUCUAGUGGAAGAGCCAGGCGCUCACUUCACCUCAAGAUCAUUGGAGGAUAUUCUUCACAGCUGCGCGAGCGUGCUGUGUUGAGUGAGGCGGAUAGGGAGAACCUUGGGACUGCAGACAGCUACGUCUCUUGGUUGCAGCAGAACACGCCAGAGCGUGGCGCUGCUCUUCCGUCCUUUUUGGCUUCGGAGGCUAAGCGGGCCCGACUUGAGGAAGCGGCCGAACAUCUUGAGAAUCCACUUGAAAUCGCCGCGGAGCCAGCCGAGGAGGCUGCCGAGGAGAUUCUUGAAUCAGCCGAGGAGGCUGCCGAGGAGACUCUUGAUACAGGCGUGCCAUCGACGAGCAGCGGGGCUGGACCCGAGUUGAGGUUUCGGCCUGUGGCGCGGCGAGUGACUUCGCUUAAGGUAGCGGAGGGAUUGCUUCCGCCGGGUACGUCGGUGCUGCUGUCAUUGGACAUUCAUUUGGUCGCUGACCGUAGUGAGGAGGGGACUGCUGCGUGCCUCGAGAGAAUUUUGCGAGAGCACUCGGAUUUGGCUGUCAUCUUCUGCUCGUACGCGGUAAAGCAAAAGACCAUUGAUAAGGCGGUUCAGUGUAUCCACCGAAUUUGUGAUCGGACGAUUGUGCGGCGCCCUUUGACCUUUCCCAUUUUCUUCACGUCUACCAAGACUGCGCCGGGCACAGGCAAAGGAGCACAAUUGUCUACUUUGGCGGAUAUCUUUAGCCGGUCGCGCCCCGCUCCACUGACUUAUCUGUAUCACGUGGACGAUCAAGAUCCGAUCUGUAAGAACGUGACAUCCUACGGCCAUCACGGUGUGAGGUGGGCAGAGGAGGACCCGCGUUCUCUGGAUCAGAUCGUGUGGGAGCUCUGCUGGCUUUAG
Molecule: messenger RNA, 1017 nt
Organism: Symbiodinium sp. CCMP2592
Lineage: Eukaryota; Dinophyceae; Suessiales; Symbiodiniaceae
Source: the annotation of a GenBank genome assembly